AGUUCUUGACUAUAUAUGGACAGAGCUGAGCGCCCUCGCCCCGCCCCCCGCCCCUUCCGCGUUCAGCGCUCCGCGAGCCGCCGGUGACAGAAGCCCUCCUCAGCCGCUCAUUCAUUCACCGCUCACCGGAAACAGCAGAGAUGUCCUACGAGCUCAAGAGCGUGUUCGCUAGCCUUCCGCACAUGGAAAGGGGCGUGGCCAAGGUCCUGGGCGGAGACCCCAAAGGGAACAACUUCCUGUACACCAACGGCAAGAGCGUGAUCAUCAGGAACAUCGAGGUGAGACGCAAGGAAUAUCUGGGGUUCAGUGAUGAAAGACAAUUGUGUCUGCGCAGGUUCGGCGCGGUGUUCCUCUGGGAUUCGGGCUCGUCGGUCGGAGAGAUCGUGGGUCACAGUAAGAUCAUCAACAGCGUGGACAUCAAGCAGACGCGGCCGUACCGUCUGGUGACCGGCAGCGACGACAACUGCACCACUUUCCUCGAGGGGCCGCCCUUCAAGUUCAAAUGCACCAUUAGCGAUCACAGUCGCUUCGUGAACUGCGUGCGGUUUUCUCCGGACGGGAAUUGUUACGCUUCGGCCGGAGCCGACGGACAGAUUUUCCUGUAUGAUGGUAAAACUGGAGAGAAGCUGGGGUCUCUGGGAGGAGAGAAGGCUCACGAUGGAGGCAUUUACGCUGUCAGCUGGAGUCCUGACAGCACGCAGCUGAUCUCGGCGUCAGGUGAUAAGACGGUCAGACUGUGGGAUGUGGGCAGCGGCGUGGCUGUCUCCACCUUUAACCUGGGCUCAGAUGUUCAGGACCAGCAGCUGGGCUGCUUGUGGCUGAAGAACCACCUGCUCAGUGUCUCUCUGUCUGGAUACAUCAACUACCUGGACAGGAGCAACCCGGACCGGCCGCUGCGCACCAUCAAGGGACACACCAAAUCCAUCCAGUGUCUGACGGUCCAUAAGGCGGACGGUCGAUCCAGCAUCUACUCAGCCAGCCACGACGGACACAUUAAUUACUGGGACUCUGAGAGCGGCGAGAACGAGGAGUUUGUGGGUAAAGGACACUCAAACCUGGUGUCCAGGAUGACUGUGGACGAGUCCGAGCAUCUGGUGACCUGCAGCAUGGACGACACGGUCCGCUACACCGACCUGAGCAAGAGAGAGUACAGUGCGUCUGAUGUAGUGAAGAUGGACAUGCAGCCCAAGUGUGUCAGUGUGGGUCCAGGAGGUCUUGCUGUCACCGUGUGCAUCGGACAGCUGGUGCUGCUGAAGGACAAGAAGAAGCUCUUCACGCUGGACUCUCUGGGAUACGAGCCCGAGUCCGUAGCCGUUCACCCUGGGGGCGGAGCCGUGGCUGUGGGCGGAGCUGACGGGAAGGUGCGUCUGUACGCGGUUCAGGGAAACACCCUGAAGGAUGAUGGGAAGGUGCUGGAGGUGCAGGGGCCUGUGACGGACAUGUCGUACUCUCAGGACGGAGCGUUUCUGGCCGUGACGGACGAGAAGAAGGUCAUCACUGUGUUCACCGUCGCGGAUGGAUACACGGAGAAGAGCGAGUUCUACGGUCAUCACGCGAAGGUGGUCUGUCUGUCCUGGUCACCUGAUAACGAGCACUUCGCCACCGGCGGCAUGGACAUGAUGCUCUAUGUGUGGACCGUCAGCGAUCCUGACAAGAGGAUCAAAAUCCCAGACGCCCACCGGCUGCAUCACGUCAGCGGUCUGACCUGGCUCAACACAAACACACUCGUCACCACGUCCCACGAUGCCUGCGUCAAACAGUGGACUCUCAGAAUCUAAACCCAGCAGGAACGCUCUCGCUGUCUUUCUCUUGCUCUUCCUCGGUUUUCUCUCGCUUCUCUCCACUGAAAACUGUGUGGAAAGACAGGCAUCGAGCACUUGACCUUCCACACAGACACAGACACAGACACAGACACACACACACACACAUAUGUGACCAGAAUCUCUGUCAUGUGGCAUUCCAGACGCAGGGGUCAGAGUUCA
Sinocyclocheilus grahami is the source of this 1982-nucleotide messenger RNA. Its product is annotated as WD repeat-containing protein 1-A-like. The transcript is spliced from 13 exons. NCBI's taxonomy places the organism in Eukaryota, Metazoa, Chordata, Actinopteri, Cypriniformes, Cyprinidae. Gene Ontology annotation, biological process: locomotion; sarcomere organization; actin filament depolymerization. Gene Ontology annotation, cellular component: cortical actin cytoskeleton. Gene Ontology annotation, molecular function: actin filament binding. The coding region runs from base 141 to 1778 and encodes 545 amino acids. The record is from RefSeq and is a predicted model, not a curated record.